Molecule: messenger RNA, 1086 nt
Organism: Empidonax traillii (willow flycatcher)
Lineage: Eukaryota; Metazoa; Chordata; Aves; Passeriformes; Tyrannidae
Gene: HHLA2
Product: HERV-H LTR-associating 2
Biological process (GO): positive regulation of T cell proliferation; cell surface receptor signaling pathway; negative regulation of T cell proliferation
Cellular component (GO): external side of plasma membrane
Source: RefSeq, a predicted model, not a curated record
AUGAGUCUACUAUGAACCAGUGAAGACAUGAAGGGACAGAACAUAUCAACUCUUACCAUCUAUUUAUUUUACAUCAGUGCUACACUUUGGGGUUUUACAGAACAGGAAGAAGUUACAGGGCUGUUUUUCAAGGAUUGCAUCCUGCCUUGUUCUUUCCCACCUGAGAACGAUGUUGUAAUUCACUGGCACAAAGGGGGGAAAUGUGUGCACUCCUACUACCACCAGAAGGAUUGGCUGGCAGAUAGCUCAGAAUACAUUAACAGAACACAGCUUUUCUGUGAGAACAUCCCUGGUGGAAACACCUCCUUGAAAAUUUGUAACCUGACUGUGACUGAUGAGGGCACUUAUGAAUGCUGUGUGGGAACAACGCAAAAUUCUACAAACCAGAACGUCAUGCUACAUGCAACAGUUUCCUCUUACUAUGCACUGGAAUACCAAAAGACAGAUACAGAAAGGAAACUUAAGUGCUAUGCCUUUCUCACUUAUUCAGCGCCAAAUAUAUCUUGGCUAUAAGGCAAUAUAUCCAUCCAAGAAAUAGAUUGUGAGGAAACCAGGGAUGGAGUUCUCUAUUCUCUUAGAAGUGACCAGAACAUUAUAGACACAACAGCAGACCCUUACUACUCUCAUAUUCAUGUCCAUUGUUUAAUCUGGACUGCUGAAUGGAAGAUGCAAGAUUACCUGUCUAAUGCAGAAGGAAGUAACACCAUAAUUCCUUGUGAGUACAGCAAUAACACUGCAAACACUGAAGAUGUCUGUGUUGUUUGGAAAUUAAACAGAAAUUCAGUGCCUUCAGUUGUGGCCUCCUUCAAUGGUACAUCCCACUCUUACCAGCCUCGAGCCCAGAUAAACACAAGUGACCCUUCACUGAUCCUGCAUGAUCUUACUGCAGUUGACAGUGGAGAAUGUCUGUGUAAUACUUCAGCACCCCACUACACAAAACUUUUUGUGACAACUUUGCAAAUUGGUAACACCUGGAAAAUCAUGCUAGGAGUAGGAGUGCCUGUUGCAGUGGUGCUGGUAGCAGGAUGCUGUCUCUAUAUGAAGGUCUUUAAAGGAUUUAAGCAAGAUUAUCUUGGGACCAAUUGA